CUCUCUCCCUGAAAGGUGGUCGGAAUGUGGGGUAGAGGACUUAGUUAUUCUUAUAUAACUCAUCAUCUUUGAUUAGUAGAAUAACACUUUAAUAAUCUCAUCGCUCGCGCAUUUUCUUUUUCCUGCCAUGGCACUGCUAUUCUGCUUACGCAAAGCUAAGCUCUGCUUCCAAUACAGACAUCUAUAACAGGAGUCAUGUCGACGAUCACCCUCGCUCCCGGGCAAGUUUUUCGAGGCCCAAACAAAGACUACGAAGUAUCUGAAAUUCUUCGAGGUGAUGGAUCGCAUAUAUCCAUUGUCGCAAAGGCCGCGGUGACUCCCCAUGAUGACAAGGCUGACCAACAACAUCCCCGGUGGUUCGGAUUCACCAUGUCUCAUUUGAGUGCAAUUUCUGAUUGCUAAUUGCGCCCAUGUAGGGCCGUAAUAAAAUUGGCUGCUAGCAAGAUUGCCCAAAAAGGUCUACAGCGUGAAAUUGUUGCUUAUGCCCUUCCUGGCGUCAGCUCUGCCCGAUGUUUUCGACAACAUUACCCAUUAGAGAGCGAGAAUACCAUGGCUUUGGAAUGGCUAGAUCUCACUCUCGCAAAUCUCCUCUACAAACCUAGCAGGCCAGUUUACAACAUAAUCAAAGCGGUUCUACAUACGUGUCUGUUAAGUUAUGACAUUCUGGCUGACCAGAAGCACGUGAACACAGGUACAACGUUGAUGCGUGAAGAGUUUGCGCAUACUAAUUUGCUCAGACAUUAAACCUGCCAAUAUUCUCCUCUCCACUGUCAGAACCAAUUGCAAAGAUAUCAUUGCCAAAGUAGGAGAUUUGGGAUCGGAUGACUCAGCGUUAAAUCAGGCGUCACGUGAUUGUACUAACUUGUUUUAAGGACACGAAGCCGACACCAUAGAGUGCCAACCGGUUGGCAUGCGUGCCCCCGAGGUGUGGUUGCACCAUGGCUGCACCAUGGCUGCACAAGUCUGGUCUGUUGCGGCAAUGUCGUUAGUCUGGAUGAAGCCUGGCUUCUUCGGCGAAGACGGCGAACCCAGUUCGUCCUCCGUCGAGGCUUGGUGUAUUGCAAAAAUCAGAAGGCUUUUUCCUGACUGAGUUAUCUCCUGUCCUGAGGAGGUUGAGGAUAAAGAUCUGGAACAGACUAUGAAUGAUGCCAUGGCCAUAUACACAACUCCAAAGCCUGAGGAAGAACAAUUGCAGGAGAUUCUUCCAUUCGAUAAAGAAAUACAGAAGGUGAAUAUGCGGCACGAGCUGAGAUCUUUGCUUCUUAUCAUGUUGGCCACAGAUCCAAAGAAGCGACCAUCCUCGUCAGAUGUGUUGGCCUCGGCUGAGUAUCAAGCUUUUGUGAAAUUUGUAGAUGGGUUAUACAGUUCAACUUAACGUGCAUAGCCAAUCAGGCUUUACUUACUGCUUGCUAAAUAACAUAUUUAUUUUCUCUGUAUGCCAUCCUA
This is a messenger RNA of Sclerotinia trifoliorum, 1446 nucleotides long. The record is from the annotation of a GenBank genome assembly. Lineage: Eukaryota; Fungi; Ascomycota; Leotiomycetes; Helotiales; Sclerotiniaceae.